UCGUCUGGGUCGUCCAUCCAAAUAUCCAUCCAUCCCAAACUUCUCCUAUCCACUCCACUCCACUCCGGCGUCGUCCCUUCGCCGCCGUCUAAAAGAGAGUGAGUACUCCGUGUUCCUCACCAUCGCCGCCUUCUCUCUCCUCCCCGGCUCCCUCGGAUUUCCUCACUACCUAAAGAGGCAAGAACUACCAGCUGCCAGGUCACCAUUCGCCGCCGAGGGGCUCGCCGGCAAACGGGGCGCCGCGAAGGCUCCACAGAGGGGGCGUUGGUGUGGACAAGAUAAGAGUUUCUUUGCCUGUUGAUAAAAGGGAAACUAGUGUCCAACGCCACGAGGGCAAUUUCCCCGGAUUGAUAAUAUCUUGAUUGCUCCAGCCACGCGAUUCUCUUGGUUGCCGAUUUUAGCAAUAGGGCAGGGGAUAUAAUGCAGGGGAGGUAGACUCUUUGCUGAGUUCUGCUGGAAAUUCUGUGCCAGCAUGUGUGCUAAUGGUGCUUCUUGGGUUCUUGGUGUGGAAGUUGGUAUGUUGCAAUGAUAUACAGUGUACACGAUAGAAGAAUGCUGAUGACAUGAGCCUGUGGCCGUUCCAGGUGCAUUUGCCCUUGUGUUCCAAGUACCACUGGGGCUAGGAACAUGUGGUCGCCGUUUCAUGACCUUCAUGAGCUGUUCUGCGGUCAGCUCCAACAGCAUUGCACUCCGGCAUCUCAGCGAGGAUAGGAUCCAGCGCCGGGGUGCCUGUGCAUGCAAGAUGUUCACCCUUGGUUCCCACAGGAAGAGGGUGAGGCACCCGGUGGUCUUCGCAAAGAAGAGGCGGCGGCCCAAGAAGUGGGAAAGUCCAUGGUGGAAGCCAUUUUUCUCAGAUUGGAAUGAUGACAAGGAGAAUUUGGCUGUUUUGAGGGAGGAUGACGAAUCGUCUGAGGAGAUUGGCAGUGACCAAGAGCUGUCGGAGAAUGAGAAGUUUGAGACGUGGAGGAGGAAAGCUGAGGCAAUUGUUGAGCUGCGGGAAGCCCAGCAGGAUGCUAUGAAUGCCGAGGAACGGUCGUGGGAGGAUUGGAUCAGUGGGGGCACCACAUCGGGGGGAGGAGACUGGGGCGGGGAUGCGAGCGUGUUGGACCAGAUAACUGAUGAUCCUGCAGAGAUACUGAGGGAUAAGAGCGCUAUUGAAGUUUUCAGAGAUUCCAUUGAUGAAGAUUAUGAUGACAUGUUGUUUGAAGAUCGAGUUUUUAUGUAUGCCUCAACAAAUUCGGCCAAAUUUCUGGCACUACUGAUUGUGGUUCCAUGGUUCAUAGAUUUUCUAGUCCAUGACUAUGUUAUGAUGCCCUUUUUAGAGAGAUAUGUCCAGAAGGUGCCGCUUGCUGCUGAGUUACUUGAUGUAAGACGCAGCCAAAAGCUCCAGAUGGUUAAAGACCUAAAUAUUGAGAAGGCAAGAUACCGUUUUGAAGUAGAGAUUGGUAAAUCUCCUCCACUUUCUGAUGAGGAGGUCUGGUCAGAGUUGCGGGAAAAAGCGUUAGAGUUGAGAGAUGAAUGGAGAUUAGAAAACCGGAAUGCUUUUGCAAAUAUAUGGUCUGAUAUGGUUUAUGGGCUUGUGCUAUUCCUUCUUAUCUGCUUCAACCCGAGCAAAGUUGCGAUGCUGAAGUUCACAGGAUAUAAGUUGCUAAAUAACAUCUCAGACAGUGGGAAGGCCUUUAUUAUUAUUCUAGUAUCAGACAUCCUUCUAGGGUACCAUUCAGAGCCAGGUUGGCAUACAAUGGUAGAGGUUAUUCUAGAGCACUAUGGGCUUGAAGCUGAUCAAGCUGCAGUCACAUUUUUUGUUUGUUUGGUGCCUGUUGCUUUCGACGUGUUAAUAAAGUUUUGGGUAUACAAAUACCUUCCGAGAUUAUCACCCAGUGUGGGCAACAUUUUGGAUGAAAUAACGCGGCACUAGAGAAUUUCAUUUUUGAUUGUUUUCAUUGGGAAAUCUCUUGGAAAAUGGUCGUCUUCGAGGUAAGAGUAGAUGAAUAUUCUAUUGGAUUAGCAUUCCAAAUUUUGAGUUCUGAAGGACCUCUUUGUCUGAACGGCCUCAUAGAACGCCUGCCUGAUCAUCAAUCGGGUGUCAGGCUAUUUGCCAUGUCCGGGAAUUGGCAAAGCUAGCUAUAUUCUCUGAUCGAGCAUAAAGAUUCUGCACGGGAUCCCCUACAGGAAAAUUCAGAUUGUUUUGACAUGAUAUUCAUCAGUGGCAAUCGGUUUUGCCUGGAAAGUCUUACAAGCGGAGCCAUGCUUCAGUUCAGUUUCUUCUGUGCAAAUUGUGAAGAAAGUAUAGCAUACAUCGUGGUCAAUUCAAUAUGCCUGUUGAUUUUUUUCUCUCUCGAAUACUUGCUUGAAUUAAUGGCCUGCAUCUAUCAAGUGAUGUAUACAACUUCACGUCUUGGAUGGUCAAAACUGAAGUUAAAACCUACAAGCAUUUGGGAAUUUCAUAUUUCAAUCACAUCCUCAAUCCGCAAGCUGUAUAAGUGUGAUUAAAAUAUGGAAUUUGCAAGUUUUUAAUCUCCAGAGACAUACACUCAA
Molecule: messenger RNA, 2538 nt
Organism: Panicum virgatum (switchgrass)
Lineage: Eukaryota; Viridiplantae; Streptophyta; Magnoliopsida; Poales; Poaceae
Product: chloroplast envelope membrane protein-like
Exons: 9
Coding region: 644-1918 (424 amino acids)
Cellular component (GO): membrane
Source: RefSeq, a predicted model, not a curated record